This is a messenger RNA of Cooperia oncophora, 927 nucleotides long. NCBI's taxonomy places the organism in Eukaryota, Metazoa, Nematoda, Chromadorea, Rhabditida, Trichostrongylidae. The record is from the annotation of a GenBank genome assembly.
AUGCCGGCGGUAUUCGAAGAAAACGUCAAUUUUCAAAAGUUGAAUUUCUGCAUUCCAGCAUUUGGCUGCUCAAAUACAGGAAUCACUGAUUCUGUCAGACUGCUGUUUCUGAACGCUCACAACGAUGCUCGGUUGAGUGUGGCAAAAGGCUUGGAGCCGAAUAAAUGUGGAACACUACCAUCUGCUAAGAACAUGUAUAAAUUGCAGUGGACUGCUCCCUUGAACAGCAAGCACAGGACUAUAUUUCUACUUGUCCAACAUCCUUGGGAUCAUUUAGUGGUUUGUCGCAGAAUAUUCAAACGUGACUACAAUGGAAUAACUUCCUCGACGGAUGUGGCCGCGUUAGUGGCACAGACGUUAUCGACAUGGUGGGGAAAGGUCCGUCAGUAUGGCAGCACGGAUCCAGAGAACAGAUACGUCGAUAGCAACCUUUAUACAUUUGCCAAUAUGGUGCAUUCAAAAAUGACUGCGAUUGGCUGCACGUACAAUGUUUGCGGUGGCACAAAACUUACCAUUACUUGCCUCUACGAUAAGAUAGGCUACUACACCAAUGGUGUGAUGUGGGAGAACGGCACUGUUUGCACCUCGGAUUCCGACUGUACUACCUACCCUGGCUCAACUUGUUCUGGAGAACUUUGUUUCAAGGAAAUCGAAGUGCCAGACCCUGGUACUAACACGAUGUGUCCGUCGAACGCCAACAUGACUGAUGCCACAAGACAGAAAUUUCCUGGAUACACACAACUACCUCAGGUCGCGUGUCGCCAAUGGACUAGAACCGGAUGCACUUGGUGGAAAUGCCCCAAAAGCUUCGCAAAUGCUGAAAAUGGUGAGCAUUUCUUGCUUUCUUCUCCACUGCAAGACCUGUCAUUGAGGCACGCUCCACGUGUUUUACGUGGGUGUGGUCGGGCCUACCACAGCACUUUCUAA